Molecule: messenger RNA, 1149 nt
Organism: Scutellospora calospora
Lineage: Eukaryota; Fungi; Glomeromycota; Glomeromycetes; Diversisporales; Gigasporaceae
Source: the annotation of a GenBank genome assembly
UGCAAAACUAGUAGAGCAGAAAAAAAAAAGUUAGCUGAUGAUAUUGAUAGUGAAGAAGACCGAAUUGAAAUAAUUCCUAUUAAUGAAAUUAGUAGUUAUAUUUCUGAUAUAAUUGAUAGUUUAGAAGAUUCUAUACUUUUUUCUACGUUUCAUAUUAAACUUGAUGAAGAUAUACUUACUUCUGUUGGAACGGAUAUUUCAAUUAUGGCUAAGCUGAUCGUUGAUGAAAUUGAAGAAGGUGAUAAUUUUAAAUGGGUUGCCCCAACUGCACUAAACUUCUCAACUCAUUUCCAAGGUGUCGGAACUGUAUAUUUUAUUUGUUCUCAAAGUAAUGAGAUUGAGCGUAAAUACAAAGAUUCUAAUUGUAAAAGAACAGACCAGUUUAGUUGUAAUAGUAAAUUAAAUAUAAAUAUUGAUAUUCCAGCUACAAAUGCUAAAGUAACAUUACAACAUGAAUUAGUACAUGAAAAGCUUAUUGAUGUCACAACACCUCUAGAAAUAAGACAGGAGAUUUUAGAAAAUUUGAAUAUGGAUCCUAAAUUCUAUAAACAUAAUGAAGAUCAUAUUAUUUCUGCAUGUGCUCUUAUUGAAGGACAAAAAAAAAAAGAAUAUGAUCUUUGUUUUCAAUUAGAAACUAGUUAUGUUACGGCAAUUGGUUUUACUACUCCUUUGUUUGGUUCAUUAUAUAAUGUAACUAAGGUGCAUUGUGAUGCCAUAUACAAAACUGCCAAAGGGCAAUUUGAACUUUAUGGACUUGUUAGAAAUGUUGAAGGUGCUGGUUUUCCUCUAGCCUAUCUUAUCCUAGAUAUAUCAAAAGCAGGUGACGGAACUCAAGAAAGGUUGCAUACUGAGGCUCUUCAAGAAUAUCCAUUUUUAAUCUGGGACGGAAGUGAAACUCAAAACAUACCUGAAAAUAUUCCUAGUUUAACAUUGUAUAAUCAGACUCUUGUUGAAAAUACUGAAAGUUCUAAAGAUACAGAGCAAUGUCAAGAAAUGAAAUCUAAAAUAGCUUUAUUAGACUCUUUAGUUAAUCAUUUAAACAUAGAAUUGACUAAUAAUAAUUUGCAACAUGUGGAAGCUGUUGUGAAUAAUUUGGGUUGUGUCUUUACAAUAAUUAAUGAUAUUGAAAUAGCAAAAGCUAGACAGUAG